AUGGAGUCGAUGGCACACUGCAGGUGCUCGUUAAGAGACUCAUCGUGUGGCGGAGAGCCAGAGGAGAAGGAGGCGUUGUCCAUGUCCAUGACAGGAGAGUCUGACUUACAGCGCUUAGCAGGAAGUGAUGAGUCUCUGUAACAAGAAGUGUCUGGCGGCGAGGAAGGGGGCCCAGGGGCAUGCUGGUCCAUUCUGAACGUUCCACCCCCCCCUGACCACUGGCGGUUUUUACUGCUCACCCUCUUAUACCUCCCCAUGUCUGCCCCUCUGUCCCAAUGCUCCCCUUCUCUCCCCCUCUCCUCCGCCCCUCUGUCCCAAUGCUCCCCUUCUCUCCCCCUCUCCUCCGCCCCUCUGUCCCAAUGCUCCCCUUCUCUCCCCCUCUCCUCCGCCCCUCUGUCCCAAUGCUCCCCUUCUCUCCCCCUCUCCUCCGCCCCUCUGUCCCAAUGCUCCCCUUCUCUCCCCCCUCUCCUCCGCCCCUCUGUCCCAAUGCUCCCCUUCUCUCCCCCUCUCCUCCGCCCUCUGUCCCAAUGCUCCCUUCUCUCCCCCUCUCCUCCCCCCUCUGUCCCAUGCUCCCCUUCCCCCCCUCUCCUCCGCCCCUCUGUCCCAAUGCUCCCCUUCUCUCCCCCUCUCCUCCGCCCCUCUGUCCCAAUGCUCCCCUUCUCUCCCCCUCUCCUCCGCCCCUCUGUCCCCAAUGCUCCCCUUCUCUCCCCCUCUCCUCCGCCCCUCUGUCCCAAUGCUCCCCUUCUCUCCCCCUCUCCUCCGCCCCUCUGUCCCAAUGAUCCCCUUCUCUCCCCUCUCCUCCGCCCCUCUGUCCCAAUGAUCCCCUUCUCUCCCCCUCUCCUCCGCCCCUCUGUCCCAAUGAUCCCCUUCUCUCCCCCUCUCCUCCGCCCCUCUGUCUGAGAGGUGGGGGCAGUGUGGGUGCUGGUGGGUGUUUGUGAUGCCCUGCACUAGGCCAGGGGAGGGGGAGGAGUUCCCCAGCCUCAGGGCCUCCCGGCUGGGCUCUGUGUGGGGGUGGGAGCCCCCCUCCCUGGGGCUACCUCCUCUCUUCUCCAGCUUCAUGUUGGCGAUCACCGUCCCCUCUGAGGAGGGUGGGAGGGGAGAUUUGGGGGGCGAAGGGGAGGGACGGGGGUACGGGACACUGUCUCCUCCUCCUCCAGGUACGCCCGGUCGGACGCGGGGGCUGAUGUUCUCCCGGUAAGUCUUCCGUAGAGGAAGGCGGCAGGUGGUCUGAGGGGAAGUGGCCGUGGAGGCGGGGUUACGCUUGACUCCACACACACUGUGAUGUUCUAACGCUCCGUUCAUCUGAGUUGUGGAGGAGGAGGAGGAUGAAGACCAUGAGUGAGAGGAGGAAGAGGAGGAUGGGGGGGCUGUGACUCUGUGUGGGCUGGGGGUCGCCUGUGUGGUUGCUAUGGAGACCGUUGCUGAGGAGGCUGUGUUACAGCUAGGGGGAGGAGUCCUAAUGACAGUUACAGAAGGCGGCGUGGCUAGUGCUGCUGCUGCUUGGGCUUUUGGGUGAGUCGGCGCCGGUUCUGGCAGGGUGGUAGGGUGUGUCGGUUCUGGUUCUGGCAGGGUGGUAGGGUGUGUCGGUGCUGGUUCUGGCAGGGUGGUAGGGUGUGCCAGUGCUGGUUCUGGCAGGGUGGUAGGGUGUGUCAGUGCUGGUUCUGGCAGGGUGGUAGGGUGUGUCGGUUCUGGCAGGGUGGUAGGGUGUGUCGGCGCGGGUUCUGGCAGGGUGGUAGGGUGUGUCGGCGCCGGUUCUGGCAGGGUGGUAGGGUGUGUCGGCGCCGGUUCUGGCAGGAUGGUAGGGUGUGUCGGCGCUGGUUCUGGCAGGGUGGUAGGGUGUGUCGGUUCUGGUUCUGGCAGGGUGGUAGGGUGUGUCGGCGCUGGUUCUGGCAGGGUGGUAGGGUGUGUCGGUUCUGGCAGGGUGGUAGGGUGUGUCGGCGCUGGUUCUGGCAGGGUGGUAGGGUGUGUCGGCGCUGGUUCUGGCAGGGUGGUAGGGUGUGUCGGCGCUGGUUCUGGCAGGGUGGUAGGGUGUGUCGGCGCCGGUUCUGGCAGGGUGGUAGGGUGUGUCGGCGCUGGUUGGGGCUGGGUGGUAGGGUGUGUCGGCGCUGGUUCUGGCAGGGUGGUAGGGUGUGUCGGCGCCGGUUCUGGCAGGGUGGUAGGGUGUGUCGGCGCUGGUUGGGGCUGGGUGGUAGGGUGUGUCGGCGCUGGUUCUGGCAGGUUGGUAGGGUGUGUCGGCGCCAGUUCUGGCAGGGUGGUAGGGUGUGUCGGCGCCGGUUCUGGCAGGGUGGUAGGGUGUGUCGGCGCCGGUUCUGGCAGGGUGGUAGGGUGUGUCGGCGCUGGUUGGGGCUGGGUGGUAGGGUGUGUCUGGGGCUGUGUCUGGGGUUUAGGGUGGGGGCUGGAUGGUGUGUGGACCGGGUCGAGGGGGGUGGAUGGUGUGUGGACCGGGUCGAGGGGGGUGGAUGGUGUGUGGACCGGGUCGAGGGGGGUGGAUGGUGUGUGGACCGGGUCGAGGGCGGUGUUGUGCACCACCUUACUAAACCCCGCCUCCUGCUUGAUCUUGAGCUUCAAGCCGAUGCGUGGGCGGGCGGCGUACGUCUUCAUGGGGGGUUUACUGCUCCUCUGGGGGAGAGCAUCAUCAUCAUCCUCAGCUGGACAAGAGGAGGAGGAAGGGUGAUAGGGUGAGUGACAGGAGGGAGGUGGAGGAGAGCGGCUGAAGGAGGAGCGGUGACUCUGGGUGUCAGCUGUCUGUCUCACCCCUGAACCCGACCUAGCCACAGGAGCUGGGGAGCUGGACCAGGAGACAGACGCCCCCGCUCCUCCCUGCUUUAUCACCAGCUUGGUGGAGGGGAAGUGGGCCGGUGCAAUGGGUGUAGGUGUUGGGGCCUGAGUAGGUGUUGGGGUAGGAGUUGGAGUAGGGGCUACACCACUCCUCAUGGUGCUGGGCUCAGCACACACAAACCACUGGGGCUGGGGAUGCGACUGGGGCUGGGGCUGGGGCUGGGGGCUGGGGCUGGGGCUGGGGCUGGGGUUGGGGUUGGGGCAGGGGCUGGGGUUGGGGUUGGGGCAGGGGCUGGGGCUGGGGCUGGGGCUGGGGCUGGGCCAUGCUGGCAGCUACACUCUCAAUCUCCAUCAUCCUUGAGUUGGCCACAUACUCCUCUGGAGAGAGAGAGAGAUAUGGAAGUGAUAAGAUGAAUCAGAGAUGACCAAAGGUCCACAGUUCUGUCAAAGCUAAUCUGACUAUGUGCUUCUCUGCUGUACACAGGAGGGCCAGUUUGACCAAUAGAAACAACUUCUCCAAAUCAUAUUUCUCUAUAUAUUUUUUUAUACCUGAAUGGGUCCUAUAAUUCUAAAUCAAAUAGCUAAAUGAUCCAUAGUAUGAACAUCUUAAAAUACUUCCUUAUGUCAGCUUAGAAAUCCCCAACGGCUUAGAAUUAAACAGCAUGAUCAUUACACAGGUGCACCUUGUUCUGGGGACAGUAAAAGGCCACUCUAAAAUGUGUAGUUUUGUCACACAACACAAUGCCACAGAUAUCUCAAGUUUUGAGGGAGCGUGCAAUUGGCAUGCUGACAGCAUGAAUGUCCACCUCAGCUGUUGCCAGAAAAUGUCAUGUUAAUUUCUCUACCAUAAGCCGCCUCCAACCAGAAUAUGUGAGUGGAGCGGAACCCAAUUUGACUGGAGUGUUGGAGAGUUUCCCAAAGGCUGGAGCGUCGGCCUUCUCCCCCGCUCUGGAGUGUUGGAGAGUUUCCCCAAGGCUGGAGCGUCGGCCUUCUCCCCCGCUCUGGAGUGUUGGAGAGUUUCCCAAAGGCUGGAGCGUCGGCCUUCUCCCCCGCUCUGGAGUGUUGGAGAGUUUCCCCAAGGCUGGAGCGUCGGCCUUCUCCCCCGCUCUGGAGUGUUGGAGAGUUUCCCAAAGGCUGGAGCGUCUGCCUUCUCCCCCGCUCUGGAGUGUUGGAGAGAGUUUCCCAAAGGCUGGAGCGUCGGCCUUCUCCCCCGCUCUGGAGUGUUGGAGAGUUUCCCAAAGGCUGGAGCGUCGGCCUUCUCCCCCGCUCUGGAGUGUUGGAGAGUUUCCCAAAGGCUGGAGCGUCGGCCUUCUCCCCCGCUCUGGAGUGUUGGAGAGUUUCCCAAAGGCUGGAGCGUCGGCCUUCUCCCCCGCUCUGGAGUGUUGGAGAGUUUCCCAAAGGCUGGAGCGUCUGCCUUCUCCCCCGUUCUGGAGUGUUGGAGAGUUUCCCAAAGGCUGGAGCGUCUGCCUUCUCCCCCGCUCUGGAGUGUUGGAGAGAGUUUCCCAAAGGCUGGAGCGUCGGCCUUCUCCCCCGCUCUGGAGUGUUGGAGAGAGUUUCCCAAAGGCUGGAGCGUCGGCCUUCUCCCCUUCUCUGGAGUGUUGGAGAGAGUUUCCCAAAGGCUGGAGCGUCGGCCUUCUCCCCUUCUCUGGAGUGUUGGAGAGAGUUUCCCAAAGGCUGGAGCGUCGGCCUUCUCCCCUUCUCUGGAGUGUUGGAGAGAGUUUCCCAAAGGCUGGAGCGUCGGCCUUCUCCCCUUCUCUGGAGUGUUGGAGAGAGUUUCCCAAAGGCUGGAGCGUCGGCCUUCUCCCCCGCUCUGGAGUGUUGGAGAGUUUCCCAAAGGCUGGAGCGUCUGCCUUCUCCCCCGCUCUGGAGUGUUGGAGAGUUUCCCCAAGGCUGGAGCGUCGGCCUUCUCCCCCGCUCUGGAGUGUUGGAGAGAGUUUCCCAAAGGCUGGAGCGUCGGCCUUCUCCCCCGCUCUGGAGUGUUGGAGAGAGUUUCCCCAAGGCUGGAGCGUCGGCCUUCUCCCCCGCUCUGGAGUGUUGGAGAGAGUUUCCCAAAGGCUGGAGCGUCGGCCUUCUCCCCCGCUCUGGAGUGUUGGAGAGAGUUUCCCAAAGGCUGGAGCGUCGGCCUUCUCCCCCGCUCUGGAGUGUUGGAGAGAGUUUCCCCAAGGCUGGAGCGUCGGCCUUAUCCCCCGCUCUGGAGUGUUGGAGAGAGUUUCCCAAAGGCUGGAGCGUCGGCCUUAUCCCCCGCUCUGGAGUGUUGGAGAGUUUCCCAAAGGCUGGAGCGUCGGCCUUCUCCCCCGCUCCAAUUUCGCUCCAGUACCACUCACUUCACCAGCUCAGGGCGUGCCCGGCCCAGCAUGCGUUUGUAGUCUACUUGUGUGCUGCUAAUAGCCCCUUGCUUUAGCUACUGUCAUGGAGUUUGCUAAAUAUUUUUAUAAAGAAACUGAUAGAACACACAGGUGCUAAAUCAAGGUGACUUACAAAGAUGAGGACCAAGAGCAAGAGAGGGAGUGUGGUAUCCACAACUAGAGGUAUGUAGUGUCCACAACUAAAGAGGUAUGUAGUGUCCACAACUAAAGAGGUAUGUAGUGUCCACAACUAAAGAUUGAUGUAGUGUCCACAACUAAAGAGGUAUGUAGUGUCCACAACUAAAGAGGUAUGUAGUGUCCACAACUAAAGAGGUAUGUAGUGUCCACAACUAAAGAGGUAUGUAGUGUCCACAACUAAAGAGGUAUGUAGUGUCCACAACUAAAGAGGUAUGUAGUGUCCACAACUAAAGAGGUAUGUAGUGUCCACAACUAAAGAUUGAUGUAGUGUCCACAACUAAAUAUUGAUGUAGUGUCCACAACUAAAGAAUCAUUGUGGAAUCUGAAAAGACAUGUAUCUUGAAAGCAUGAUGGAGUCCUUACUACGUUCACAUGCAAACAGAAAGAAACGAGGUGGGUAGCUAGCUAAGUGUGUCAUUGUAACCCUAACCCUAACCCUGACAGAGCUGGUGUAACUGAGUCAGGUUUGUAGGCCUCCUUGCUCGCACACGCUUUUUCAGUUCUGCCCACAAAUGUUCUAUAGGAUUGAGGUCAGGGCUUUGUGAUGGCCACUCCAAUACCUUGACUUUGUUGUCCUUAAGCCAUUUUGCCACAACUUUGGAAGUAUGCUUGGGGUCAUUGUCCAUUUGCGACCAAGCUUUAACUUCCUGACUGAUGUCUUGAGAUGUUGCUUCACUAUAUCCACAUACAUUUUCCGUCCUCAUGAUGCCAUCUAUUUUGUGAAGUGCACCAGUCCCUCCUGCAGCAAAGCACCCCCACAGCAUGACGCUGCCACCCCCUUGCUUCACGGUUGGGAUGGUGUUCUUCGGCUUGCAAGCCACACCCUUUUUCCUCCAAACAUAACGAUGGUCUUUAUGGCCAAACAGUUCUAUUUUUGUUUCAUCAGACCAGAGGACAUUUCUUCAAAAAGUAUGAUCUUUGUCCCCAUGUGCAGUUGCAAACCGUAGUCUGGCUUUUAUAUGGCGGUUUUGGAGCAAUGGCUUCUUCCUUACUGAGCGGCCUUUCAGGUUAUGUCGAUAUAGGACUCGUUUUACUGUGGAUAUAGAUACUUUUGUACCUGUUUCCUCCACCAUCUUCACAAGGUCCUUUGCUGUUGUUCUAGGAAUGAUUUGCACUUUUCGCACCAAAGUACGUUCAUCUCAAGGAGACAGAACGCAUCUCCUUCCUGAGCGGUAUGAUGGCUGCGUGGUCCCAUGGUGUUUAUACUUGCGACUAUUGUUUGUACAGAUGAACGUGGUACCUUCAGGCGUUUGGAAAUUGCUCCCAAGGAUGAACCAGACUUGUGGAGGUCUACAAUCUUUUUUCUGAGGUCUUGGCUGAUUUAUUUUGAUUUUCCCAUUAUGUCAAGCAAAGAGGCACUGAGUUUGAAGGUAGGCCUUGAAAUACAUCCACAGGUACACCUCCAAUUGACUCAAAUUAUAUAAAUUAGCCUAUCAGAAGCUUCUAAAGCAAUAACAUCAUUUUCUGGAAUUUUCCAAGCUGUUUAAAUGCACAGUCAACUUAGUGUAUGUAAACUUCUGACCCACUGGAAAGUUUUUAUUUUAUUUUUUUGUCAUUUAGCAGACACUCUUAUCCAGAGCUACUUACAGUUAGUGAGUGCAUACAUUAUUAUUAUUUAUUUUUUCAUACUGGCCCCCCGUGGGAAUCGAACCCACAACCCUGGCAUUGCAAACGCCAUGCUCUAUCAACUGAGCUACAUCCCUGCCGGCCAUUCCCUCCCGUACCCUGGACGACGCUGGGCCAAUUGUGCGCCACCCCAUGGGUCUUCCGGUCGCGGCCGGCUACGACAGAGAGGAAUUGUGAUACAGUGAAUUAUAAGUGAAAUAAUCUGUCUGUAAACAAUUGUUGGAAAAAUUACUUGUGUCAUGCGCAAAGUAGAUGUCCUAACCGACUUUCCAGGACUAUAGUUUGUUAACAAGACAUUUGUGGAGUGGUUGAACAACAAGUUUUAAUGACUCCAAUCUAAGUGUAUGUAAACUUCCGACUUCAACUGUAGGUAUAGGUAUGAAUAUUAUAUAUAGGUAUGUAUACAACUACCUCAUCCCUAUAUUGUUAUUUAUUUUGCUCUUUUGCACCCCAGUAUCUCUAUUUGCACAUAAUCUCUUGCACAUCUAGCAUUCCAGUGUUAAUACUAUUGUAAUUAUUUUGCACUAUAGCCUAUUUAUUGCCUUACCUCCAUAACUUGCUACAUUUGCACACACUGUAUAUAUAUUUUCUGUUGUAUUUUUGACUUUAUGUUUUUUUACCCCAUAUGUAACUCUGUGUUGUUUUUAUCGCACUGCUUUGCUUUAUCUUGGCCAGGUCGCAGUUGUAAAUGAGAACUUGUUCUCAACUGGCUUACCUGGUUAAAUAAAGGUGAAAUAAAAUAAAAAAAUAUUAUAUAUAUAUACAGUGGGGAGAACAAGUAUUUGAUACACUGCCAAUUUUGCAGGUUUUCCUACUUACAAAGCAUGUAGAGGUCUGUAAUUUUUAUCAUAGGUACACUUCAACUGUGAGAGACUAAAUCUAAAACAAAAAUCCAGAAAAUCACAUUUUAUGAUUUUUAAGUAAUUAAUUUGCAUUUUAUUGCAUGACAUAAGUAUUUGAUACAUCAGAAAAGCAGAACUUAAUAUUUGGUACAGAAACCUUUGUUUGCAAUUCCAGAGAUCAUACGUUUCCUGUAGGUCUUGGCCAGGUUUGCACACACUGCAGCAGGGAUUUUGACCCACUCCUCCAUACAGACCUUCUCCAGAUCCUUCAGGUUUCGGGGCUGUCGCUGGGCAACACGGACUUUCAGCUCCCUCCAAAGAUUUUCUAUUGGGUUCAGGUCUGGAGACUGGCUAGGCCACUCCAGGACCUUGAGAUGCUUCUUACGGAGCCACUCCUUAGUUGCCCUGGCUGUGUGUUUCGGGUCGUUGUCAUGCUGGAAGACCCAGCCACGACCCAUCUUCAAUGCUCUUACUGAGGGAAGGAGGUUGUUGGCCAAGAUCUCGCGAUACAUGGCCCCAUCCAUCCUCCCCUCAAUACGGUGCAGUCGUCCUGUCCCCUUUGCAGAAAAGCAUCCCCAAAGAAUGAUGUUUCCACCUCCAUGCUUCACGGUUGGGAUGGUGUUCUUGGGGUUGUCCUCAUCCUUCUUCUUCCUCCAAACACGGCGAGUGGAGUUUAGACCAAAAAGCUCUAUUUUUGUCUCAUCAGACCACAUGACCUUCUCCCAUUCCUCCUCUGGAUCAUCCAGAUGGUCAUUGGCAAACUUCAGACGGGCCUGGACAUGAGCUGGCUUGAGCAGGGGGACCUUGCGUGCGCUGCAGGAUUUUAAUCCAUGACGGCGUAGUGUGUUACUAAUGGUUUUCUUUGAGACUGUGGUCCCAGCUCUCUUCAGGUCAUUGACCAGGUCCUGCCGUGUAGUUCUGGGCUGAUCCCUCACCUUCCUCAUGAUCAUUGAUGCCCCACGAGGUGAGAUCUUGCAUGGAGCCCCAGACCGAGGGUGAUUGACCGUCAUCUUGAACUUCUUCCAUUUUCUAAUAAUUGCACCAACAGUUGUUGCCUUCUCACCAAGCUGCUUGCCUAUUGUCCUGUAGCCCAUCCCAGCCUUGUGCAGGUCUACAAUUUUAUCCCUGAUGUCCUUACACAGCUCUAGACUUGGCCAUUGUGGAGAGGUUGGAGUCUAUUUGAUUGAGUGUGUGGACAGGUGUCUUUUAUACAGGUAACGAGUUCAAACAGGUGCAGUUAAUACAGGUAAUGAGUGGAGAACAGGAGAGCUUCUUAAAGAAAAACUAACAGGUCUGUGAGAGACGGAAUUCUUACUGGUUGGUAGGUGAUCAAAUACUUAUGUCAUGCAAUAAAAUGCAAAUUAAUUACUUAAAAAUCAUACAAUGUGAUUUUCUGGAUAUUACAGACCUCUACAUGCUUUGUAAUUAGGAAAACCUGCAAAAUCGGCAGUGUAUCAAAUACUUGUUCUCCCCACUGUAUAUGCAUAUUUGAUAUAGAUAUGCAUAUUAGAAAUUUUAUUGGCCACAUGCGCCGAAUACAACAGGUGCAGACAUUACAGUGAAAUGCUUACUUACAGCCCUUAACCAACAGUGCAUUUAUUUUUUAUAAAAAAAGUAAAUCAAUAAAACAACAACAAAAAAGUGUUGAGAAAAAAAGAGCAGAAGUAAAAUAAAGUGACAGUAGGGAGGCUAUAUAUACAGUAAAAUAAAAUAACAGUAGGGAGGCUAUAUAUACAGGGGGGUACCGGUGCAGAGUCAAUGUGCGGGGGCACCGGCUAGUUGAGGUAGUUGAGGUAAUAUGUACAUGUGGGUAGAGUUAAAGUGACUAUGCAUAAAUAAUUAACAGAGUAGCAGCAGCGUAAAAAUAUGGGGUGGGGGGGCAGUGCAAAUAGUCCGGGUAGCCAUGAUUAGCUGUUCAGGAGUCUUAUGGCUUGGGGGUAGAAGCUGUUGAGAAGUCUUUUGGACCUAGACUUGGUACCGCUUGCCGUGCGGUAGCAGAGAGAACAGUCUAUGACUAGGGUGGCUGGAGUCUUUGACAAUUUUGAGGGCCUUCCUCUGACACCGCCUGGUAUAGAGGUCCUGGAUGGCAGGAAACUUGGCCCCAGUGAUGUACUGGGCCGUACACACUACCCUCUGUAGUGCCUUGCAUGGAGGUGGAAACAUCAUUCUUUGGGGACGCUUUUCUGCAAAGGGGACAGGACGACUGCACCGUAUUGAAGGGAGGAUGGAUGGGGCCAUGUAUCGCGAGAUCUUGGCCAACAACCUCCUUCCCUCAGUAAGAGCAUUGAAGAUGGGUCGUGGCUGGGUCUUCCAGCAUGACAACGACCCGAAACACACAGCCAGGGCAACUAAGGAGUGACUCCGUAAGAAGCAUCUCAAGGUCCUGGAGUGGCCUAGCCAGUCUCCAGACCUGAACCCAAUAGAAAAUCUUUGGAGGGAGCUGAAAGUCCGUAUUGCCCAGCGACAGCCCCGAAACCUGAAGGGUCUCGAGAAGGUCUGUAAGGAGGAGUGGGCCAAAAUCCCUGCUGCAGUGUGUGCAAACCUGGCCAAGACCUACAGGAAACAUAUGAUCUCUGUAAUUGCAAACAAAGGUUUCUGUACCAAAUAUUAAGUUCUGCUUUUCUGAUGUAUCAAAUACUUAUGUCAUGCAAUAAAAUGCAAAUUAAUUACUUAAAAAUCAUACAAUGUGAUUUUCUGGAUUUUUGUUUUAGAUUCCGUCUCUCACAGUUGAAGUGUACCUAUGAUAAAAAUUACAGACCUCUACCUGCUUUGUAAGUAGGAAAACCUGCAAAAUCGGCAGUGUAUCAGAUACUUGUUCUCCCCACUGUGUGUGUGUGUGUAUGUACAGUGGGGAAAAAAAGUAUUUAGUCAGCCACCAAUUGUGCAAGUUCUCCCACUUAAAAAGAUGAGAGAGGCCUGUAAUUUUCAUCAUAGGUACACGUCAACUAUGACAGACAAAAUGAGAAAAAACAUUCCAGAAAAUCACAUUGUAGGAUUUAUAAUGAAUUUAUUAGCAAAUUAUGGUGGAAAAUAAGUAUUUGGUCAAUAACAAAAGUUUCUAAAUACUUUGUUAUAUACCCUUUGUUGGCAAUGACACAGGUCAAACGUUUUCUGUAAGUCUUCAUAAGGUUUUCACACACUGUUGCUGGUAUUUUGGCCCAUUCCUCCAUGCAGAUCUCCUUUAGAGCAGUGAUGUUUUGGGGCUAUCGCUGGGCAACACAGACUUUCAACUCCCUCCAAAGAUUUGCUAUGGGGUUGAGAUCUGGAGACUGGCUAGGCCACUGCAGGACCUUGAAAUGCUUCUUACGAAGCCACUCCUUCGUUGCCCGGCUGGUGUGUUUGGGAUCAUUGUCAUGCUGAAAGACCCAGCCACGUUCCAUCUUCAAUGCCCUUGCUGAUGGAAGGAGGGUUUCACUCAAAAUCUCACGAUACAUGGCCCCAUUCAUUCUUUCCUUUACACGGAUCAGUCGUCCUGGUCCCUUUGCAGAAAAACAGCCCCAAAGCAUGAUGUUUCCACCCCCAUGCUUCACAGUAGGUAUGGUGUUCUUUGGAUGCAACUCAGCAUUCUUUGUCCUCCAAACACGACGAGUUGAGUUUUUACCAAAAAGUUCUAUUUUGGUUUCAUCUGACCAUAUGACAUUCUCCCAAUCCUCUUCUGGAUCAUCCAAAUGCACUCUAGCAAACUUCAGACGGGCCUGGACAUGUACUGGCUUAAGCAGGGGGACACGUCUUGUACUGCAGGAUUUGAGUCCCUGGCGGCGUAGUGUGUUACUGAUGGUAGGCUUUGUUACUUUGGUCCCAGCUCUCUGCAGGUCAUUCACUAGGUCCCCCCGUGUGGUUCUGGGAUUUUUGCUCACCGUUCUUGUGAUCAUUUUGACCCCACGGGGUGAGAUCUUGCGUGGAGCCCCAGAUCGAGGGAGAUUAUCAGUGGUCUUGUAUGUCUUCCAUUUCCUAAUAAUUGCUCCCACAGUUGAUUUCUCCAAACCAAGCCGCUUACCUAUUGCAGAUUCAGUCUUCCCAGCCUGGUGCAGGUCUACAAUUUUGUUUCUGGUGUCCUUUGACAGCUCUUUGGUCUUGGCCAUAGUGGAGUUUGGAGUGUGACUGUUUGAGGUUGUGGACAGGUGUCUUUUAUACUGAUAACAAGUUCAAACAGGUGCCAUUAAUACAGGUAACGAGUGGAGGACAGAGGAGCCUCUUAAAGAAGAAGUUGCAGGUCUGUGAGAGCCAGAAAUCUUGCUUGUUUGUAGGUGACCAAAUACUUAUUUUCCACCAUAAUUUGCAAAUAAAUUCAUAAAAAAUCCUACAAUGUGAUUUUCUGGAUUUUUUUCCUCAAUUUGUCUGUCAUAGUUGACGUGUACCUAUGAUGAAAAUUACAGGCCUCUCUCAUCUUUUUAAGUGGGAGAACUUGCACAAUUGGUGGCUGACUAAAUACUUUUUUUCCCCACUGUAUGUGUGUGUGUAUAUAUAUAUAUAUAUAUAUAUAUAUAUAUAUAUAUAUAUAUAUAUAUAUAUAUAUAUAGGUAAUUUUGUUAGGUUACAGCCUUAUUCUAAAAUUGAUAAAAUAGUAUUUUCCCCCCUCAAUCUACACACAAUACCCCAUAAUGACAAAGCAAAAACAUCUUGUUAGAAAUGUUUGCUAAGUUAACAAACAAAACACAUUUUUUUAUAUCACAUUUACAUAAGUAUUCAGACCCUUUACUCAGUACUUUGUUGAAGCACCUUUGGCAGCGAUUACAGCCUUGAGUCUUCUUGGGUAUGACGCUACAAGCUUGGCACACCUGUAUUUGGGGAGUUUCACCCAUUCUUCCCUGCAGAUCCUCUCAAGCUCUGUCAGGCUUCGGGACAAGUCUCUGAAUGUCCUUGAGCGGCCCUGCCAGAGCCUGGACUUGAACCCGAUCGAACAUCUCUAGAGACACCUGAAAAUAGCUGUGCAGCGACACUCCCCAUCCAACCUGACAGAGCUUGAGAGGAUCUGCAGAAAAUAAUGGGAGAAACUCCCCAAAUGUCAAGGUUCUAGAAUCAUACCCAAGAAGACUUGAUGCUGUAAUCCCUGCUAAAGGUGCUUCAAAAAAGUACUGAGUAAAAGGUCUGAAUACUUAUGUAAAUGUGAUAUUUCAGUUUAUUUUAUACAUUAGUAAACAUUUAUAAAAACCUGUUUUUGCUUUGUCAUUAUGGGAUAUUGUGUGUAGAUUGAUGAGGGGAAAAACAAUUUAAUCCAUUUUAGAAUAAGGCUGAAACGUAACAAAAUGUGGAAAAAGUCUUGGGGUCUGAAUACUUUGUCCAACUGCACUGUAUGUAUAUCAGAUAUAGAGGUGUUACCAAGUCUGUCCCUGGCGAGGAUGCGGUCCUGUCCCAGAGAGAUCUUCUCUUCCUGAAUAAACAUCCUGUCCAUCAUUACCAUCUCAGCUGACGGGCCAAGGCGCUGUGAAACACAACAGGAACAGCCAGCCAGCUAAUCAAUCAACCAAACAUUACAUUAACAUUUUAGUCAUUUAGCAGACGCUCUUAUCCAGAGCGACUUACAGUUAGUGAGUGCAUACAUUUUCAUACUGGCCCCCAGUGGGAAUCGAACCCACUGAGCUACAGGGGACUUUACUAGAUGGGUGAUUGUCCUGUACUGUAUACAGUUGAAUGUGGAAAAUAAUUUUGUACUUGCAUGUUUCCUGUAAUAAAAAAGAAUGAAACAAGCAAACCAUGACAUGUUCUUGUAUUGAUUUCUUAAACUGAGACUCAGCACUAUGCAGUGAUCACAAGCAGCAACGUGAACCAAAGACAUUUCAGAGUGAGGCCCGAUAGUUUAGUCAUCCCAAUACUGUGGUUUACUUUGUGUAUUUCUGAGUCUACGUUAAACGGCCAUCUCAUAAACAUAACACAUAAGUCAGCAAGACAAUCCUAGUGAUGGAGAAAGAGAAGACACUGAACAGAUAAAUCAUCCUAUAGAGAAGGAACCCUAGUGUGGGAGGGCUGUGGAAGGAGACAGAACAGAUAAAUCAUCCUAUAGAGAAGGAACCCUAGUGUGGGAGGGCUGUGGAAGGAGACAGAACAGAUACAUCAUCAUAUAGAGAAGGAACCCUAGUGUGGGAGGGCUGUGGAAGGAGACAGAACAGAUACAUCAUCCUAUAGAGAAGGAACCCUAGUGUGGGAGGGCUGUGGAAGGAGACAGAACAGAUAACUCAUCCUCCAAAGAAGGAACCCUAGUGUGGGAGGGCUGUGGAAGGAGACAGAACAGAUACAUCAUCCUAUAGAGAAGGAACCCUAGUGUGGGAGGGCUGUGGAAGGAGACAGAACAGAUAACUCAUCCUAUAGAGAAGGAACCCUAGUGUGGGAGGGCUGUGGAAGGAGACAGAACAGAUAACUCAUCCUAUAGAGAAGGAACCCUAGUGUGGGAGGGCUGUGGAAGGAGACAGAACAGAUAAAUCAUCCUCCAGAGAAGGAACCCUAGUGUGGGAGGGCUGUGGAAGGAGACAGAACAGAUAAAUCAUCCUAUAGAGAAGGAACCCUAGUGUGGGAGGGCUGUGGAAGGAGACAGAACAGAUACAUCAUCCUCCAGAGAAGGAACCCUAGUGUGGGAGGGCUGUGGAAGGAGACAGAACAGAUAACUCAUCCUCCAGAGAAGGAACCCUAGUGUGGGAGGGCUGUGGAAUGAGACAGAACAGAUAAAUCAUCCUCCAGAGAAGGAACCCUAGUGUGGGAGGGCUGUGGAAGGAGACAGAACAUAUACAUCAUCCUACAGAGAAGGAACCCUAGUGUGGGAGGGCUGUGGAAGGAGACAGAACAGAUAACUCAUCCUCCAGAGAAGGAACCCUAGUGUGGGAGGGCUGUGGAAUGAGACAGAACAGAUAAAUCAUCCUCCAGAGAAGGAACCCUAGUGUGGGAGGGCUGUGGAAGGAGACAGAACAGAUUCAUCAUCCCCCAGAGAAGGAACCCUAGUGUGGGAGGGCUGUGGAAGGAGACAGAACAGAUAAAUCAUCCUAUAGAGAAGGAACCCUAGUGUGGGAGGGCUGUGGAAGGAGACAGAACAGAUAACUCAUCCUAUAGAGAAGGAACCCUAGUGUGGGAGGGCUGUGGAAGGAGACAGAACAGAUACAUCAUCCUAUAGAGAAGGAACCCUAGUGUGGGAGGGCUGUGGAAGGAGACAGAACAGAUACAUCAUCCUAUAGAGAAGGAACCCUAGUGUGGGAGGGCUGUGGAAGGAGACAGAACAGAUACAUCAUCCUAUAGAGAAGGAACCCUAGUGUGGGAGGGCUGUGGAAGGAGACAGAACAGAUACAUCAUCAUAUAGAGAAGGAACCCUAGUGUGGGAGGGCUGUGGAAGGAGACAGAACAGAUACAUCAUCCUAUAGAGAAUGAACCCUAGUGUGGGAGGGCUGUGGAAGGAGACAGAACAGAUACAUCAUCAUAUAGAGAAGGAACCCUAGUGUGGGAGGGCUGUGGAAGGAGACAGAACAGAUACAUCAUCCUAUAGAGAAGGAACCCUAGUGUGGGAGGGCUGUGGAAGGAGACAGAACAGAUAAAUCAUCCUAUAGAGAAGGAACCCUAGUGUGGGAGGGCUGUGGAAGGAGACAGAACAGAUAACUCAUCCUCCAGAGAAGGAACCCUAGUGUGGGAGGGCUGUGGAAGGAGACAGAAAAGAUAAAUCAUCCUAUAGAGAAGGAACCCUAGUGUGGGAGGGCUGUGGAAGGAGACAGAACAGAUACAUCAUCCUCCAGAGAAGGAACCCUAGUGUGGGAGGGCUGUGGAAGGAGACAGAACAGAUAAAUCAUCCUAUAGAGAAGGAACCCUAGUGUGGGAGGGCUGUGGAAGGAGACAGAACAGAUAAAUCAUCCUCCAGAGAAGGAACCCUAGUGUGGGAGGGCUGUGGAAGGAGACAGAACAGAUACAUCAUCCUCCAGAGAAGGAACCCUAGUGUGGGAGGGCUGUGGAAGGAGACAGAACAGAUAAAUCAUCAUAUAGAGAAGGAACCCUAGUGUGGGAUGGCUGUGGAAGGAGACAGAACAGAUAACUCAUCCUAUAGAGAAGGAACCCUAGUGUGGGAGGGCUGUGGAAGGAGACAGAACAGAUAAAUCAUCCUAUAGAGAAGGAACCCUAGUGUGGGAGGGCUGUGGAAGGAGACAGAACAGAUAACUCAUCCUAUAGAGAAGGAACCCUAGUGUGGGAGGGCUGUGGAAGGAGACAGAACAGAUAAAUCAUCCUCCAGAAAAGGAACCCUAGUGUGGGAGGGCUGUGGAAGGAGACAGAACAGAUACAUCAUCCUAUAGAGAAGGAACCCUAGUGUGGGAGGGCUGUGGAAGGAGACAGAACAGAUACAUCAUCCUAUAAAGAAGGAACCCUAGUGUGGGAGGGCUGUGGAAGGAGACAGAACAGAUACAUCAUCCUCCAGAGAAGGAACCCUAGUGUGGGAGGGCUGUGGAAGGAGACAGAACAGAUACAUCAUCCUCCAGAGAAGGAACCCUAGUGUGGGAGGGCUGUGGAAGGAGACAGAACAGAUAACUCAUCCUCCAGAGAAGGAACCCUAGUGUGGGAGGGCUGUGGAAGGAGACAGAACAGAUAAAUCAUCCUCCAGAGAAGGAACCCUAGUGUGGGAGGGCUGUGGAAGGAGACAGAACAGAUAAAUCAUCCUCCAGAGAAGGAACCCUAGUGUGGGAGGGCUGUGGAAGGAGACAGAACAGAUAAAUCAUCCUCCAGAGAAGGAACCCUAGUGUGGGAGGGCUGUGGAAGGAGACAGAACAGAUACAUCAUCCUAUAGAGAAGGAACCCUAGUGUGGGAGGGCUGUGGAAGGAGACAGAACAGAUACAUCAUCCUCCAGAGAAGGAACCCUAGUGUGGGAGGGCUGUGGAAGGAGACAGAACAGAUAAAUCAUCCUAUAGAGAAGGAACCCUAGUGUGGGAGGGCUGUGGAAGGAGACAGAACAGAUAAAUCAUCCUCCAGAGAAGGAACACUACUGUGGGAGGGCUGUGGAAGGAGACAGAACAGAUACAUCAUCCUAUAGAGAAGGAACCCUAGUGUGGGAGGGCUGUGGAAGGAGACAGAACAGAUACAUCAUCCUCUAGAGAAGGAACCCUAGUGUGGGAGGGCUGUGGAAGGAGACAGAACAGAUAACAUCCUAUAGAGAAGGAACCCUAGUGUGGGAGGGCUGUGGAAGGAGACAGAACAGAUACAUCAUCCUAUAGAGAAGGAACCCUAGUGUGGGAGGGCUGUGGAAGGAGACAGAACAGAUAAAUCAUCAUAUAGAGAAGGAACCCUAGUGUGGGAGGGCUGUGGAAGGAGACAGAACAGAUAAAUCAUCCUAUAGAGAAGGAACCCUAGUGUCGGAGGGCUGUGGAAGGAGACAGAACAGAUACAUCAUCCUCCAGAGAAGGAACCCUAGUGUGGGAGGGCUGUGGAAGGAGACAGAUAACUUUAAUAACUUAUGGUUGAUAAUAAGGUAAUAUAACAUUAAUAACUUACCGUUGAUUCCUCAAAAAGCAGAUGUCUGUAUUUAUCCAGCAUGGCCUGUGUUCUCUUUAGGAGCUGGCUGGAAACACUGUCAAACUCAUCAUCCACUGGGGGGGCAGAGAGGGAGAGAAUGGAACAGGGGGGAUCAGACAGAGGUAACCAAUGGUAAUUAGGGCUAAGAGUCAUGUGGUCACUCCCGACCAUACACAUUAGGGCUGGGAAAUGCCAGGGACAUCACGAUACGAUAUUACCACGAUACUUAGGUGCCGAUAUGAUCUGUAUUGCGAUUCUCAAUGUGUUGUGAUUCUCCAUGUGUUGUGAUUCUCCAUGUGUUGUGAUUCUCCAUGUGUUGUGAUUCUCCAUGUGUUGUGAUUCUCCAUGUGUUGUGAUUCUCCAUGUGUUGUGAUUCUCCAUGUGUUGCGAUUCUCCAUGUGUUGCGAUUCUACAUGUGUUGAUAUUCGAAACUGCGAUUUGAUGUUCCAAACAUAUUGCUCACUAUAUGUCUGCUGGGGAGGGACAGGAGAUAGCAUGCCCCCCAUCAUUUGUUUUGAUCAGUCAUGGAAAUAUAAGUGCUGAAAACAUGUUGGCUCACUGUUAGUGCUGAGUGAUUAUUGGUUUUUGAGGUCGGUUCGGUUUCGGUUCGAUUAUUAAAAAAUAAACACGGUUUCCGUUACAUUAAAUGCACUAUGCAUUAUGUGGGUUGAAUGCUAUAACAACACAGAAUAAAACAAUAAGUCCCAUGAUGGUAGUGACUGACCAUUACUGCUUAUCACUUAUUGACCAUCAUUAAUUGACGUUCCUUUAAUAGAAUAUUUGUUUUAUUUGAUGACUUUAUUAUUUCAUUCCAAGUCAUCAUCUCGUCUCUAUAGAGCUGCUGUCUGAUUAAAUCACUAUUUUAGUAGUUUCUUCAAAGUAAAUAAGGCAGACUUUAAUGACUGCUGAAUACCAACUAUCAAUCACUUAGAUCAUGUAUUUUCAGGCUCACAAAGCAACUGCUUUCUACCCUUCUCUAUUGCUCCUUCUCUCUGUCCCCGUGUCUGCUCCGCACAGACCGGACAAAUUUAAGUGGGCGCGCAAUGGAUUAUGGUCAUUGUAGUUAAUUACCACAUUUUCUGCGCUAAACUAUGUAGAAUAUUGGCCUGUUGGAAACUCCAACUCCCUACUACAUCGCACAGUUCAGGCAUCAUCUGAUUUAUCGCUACAGAAACGGCACAUCAAGCUCACAGAAAAAAAUAACUACGAAAAUGGAAUUCAAAUAUUUAACCGACGUUGGUCAAUUAUAGUUGUUUAAAAACCAGAAAAAUAACAGAAAUUUCCGUUAACCGCUCAGCACUACUCACUAUUUAAAAAGAAGAUGGAGAACAAAACACCGGCGUUUUGGCCCCGGUACAGCCAACUAGCGCUAGCUAACGCUACCCACAAAUUGAUACUUGGAGUCAAAGUAUUGAUAUAAUAUUAUCCAAAAUAAUAUUGCAAUAUAAUACUGUAUCGAUCCUGCUGUUAACAGCAGGGUGUAUAUCUCUGUGUUAGUCGUGUGGUGGUGUGGCAGUGCCCUGGUAGAGGUGGUAAGACACCAGACGGGUCAGGGUGUGUGUACCUCUGUGGUAGUCGUGUGGUGUGGUAGCAGUGCCGCUGGUAGAGGUGGUAAGACACCAGGGCGGGUCAGGGGGUGUGUACCUUUGGUGUGGUGUGUGGUAGGAGGGGCCGGGAGAGGGGGUAAGACACCAGGGGGUCGGUGUGUGUACCUCUUUGGGUUGUCGUGUGGGGGUGGCAGUGCCCUGGAGAGGUGGGAAGCACAGGGGGGGUCAGGGGUGGGAACCUCGUGGUAGUAUGUGGUGAGGUGGAGGGCCCUGGUAGAGGUGGUAAGACACCAGGCGGGGUUCCGGUGUGAACCCUUGGUUUUGUGUGGUGAGGGGGGGGGAGUGCCUGGGGAGUGGAAACACCAGGGGGUCAGGGUUUUUUUUACCCGGGGGGUAGUGUGUGGUUGGGGGGGGAUGCCCUGGUAAGGUGGGAAGACACCAGGCGGUCGGGGGUGUAUACCUCUGUGGUAGUGUGUGGUGUGGGGGUGGUGGAGGGUGGUAGAGGUGGGGUUUGGGGCCCCGGGGGGGUCAGGGUGUGGACCUCUGUGGUAGUGUGUGGUGAGGGGGCGUGCCCUGUAAGGAGGGGGGGGUAAAAAAAGGGGGGAAAGGGUGUGAACCCUGUGGUAGGUGUGGUUUAGGUGGCAGUGCCUGGGAGGGGGUAAGACCCAAGGCGGGUCAGGGGGGGGUUACCUUUGGGGUCGUGUGGGUGGGGGGAUGCCCUGGUAAGGGGUAAGACACCAGGCGGGGCAGGGGGGGGGUAAAUUGGGUAGUGUGUGGUGGGGUGGCAGUGCCCCUUUGAGGUGGUAAGACAAGGGGGUCGGGUGGUGACCCCUUUUGGGAGGUGGGGUGAGGUGGAUGCCCCGGUAGAGGUGGUAAAACACCCGGGGGGUCAGGGGGUGUACCUCUGUGGAGCUUGUGGUGGGGGGGCAGGCCCCGGAGAGGUGGGAAAACCCAGGCGGGAGGGGGGAAAGGGAGGGUGGGGGGGGGAGGGGGGAGGGGGAAAAAGGCGGGGAGGGUGUGGACCCGGGGGGGGUUUUUGGGGGGGGGGGGCAUGGGUAAUGGGGGUAAAACCCCGGCGGGUCAGGGUGUUAUACCCCUGUGGUAGUAGUGUGGGGGAGGUGGCGUGCUGGGAGAGGUGGUUUAAAGGGACCAGGGGGUAAAGGGGGGGUUUUUAAAUCUGGUAGUCGUGGGUGAGGUGGCAGUGCCCCGGUGAGGUGGUAAAAGGGACCCCGGCGGGUCAGGGUGUUGACCUUGUGUGUCGUUUUGGUGAGGGGGCUUGCCCUUGGGGGGAGGGGGUAAGACACCAGGGCGGGUCAGGGUGUGUGUACCUCUGUGGUAGUCGUGUGGUGAGGUGGCAGUGCCCUGGUAGAGGUGGUAAGACACCAGGCGGGUCAGGGUGUGUGUACCUCUGUGGUAGUCGUGUGGUGAGGUGGCAGUGCCCUGGUAGAGGUGGUAAGACACCAGGCGGGUCAGGGUGUGUGUACCUCUGUGGUAGUCGUGGGGGUGGGGGGCAGUGCCCUGGUAGAGGUGGUAAGACACCAGGCGGGUCAGGGUGUGUAUACCUCUGUGGUAGUCGUGUGGUGAGGUGGCAGUGCCCUGGUAGAGGUGGUAAGGCACCAGGCGGAUCAGGGUGUCUUCAAAGCACUGGAAGGGAGAGCUGUAGUCUGGGUGGAGGACUGAACCCUGCUGCUUCCUCAGCUGCUCCAACAUCCUACACACACACAGGGUCGAGGAAGAUGGGUCACAAGACUGAAUUGCCAUACUUUUAACAAGCCGUAAGACAACACUCAUGCGCACAAACAAACACCACAUAAAAUAGAAUAGAGAAAAAAACAUUAUUGUUCCACACAAUGUGGAUAUUUUACAGGAGAAUGAUACAGGAGCAUACCUGGCUUCCUUGCUGGGUUUAGCCAUACUGAAAGGCAUCUUCAUAGUAGCAGUCUGUCAGGUGAAUAAGACACAGCAUCCAUGACCAUCACACCAUAGCAACCAUCACACCAUAGCACCAUCACAGCAUCCAUGACCAUCACACCAUAGCACCAUCACACCAUAGCACCAUCACAGCAUCCAUGACCAUCACACCAUAGCACCAUCACACCAUAGCACCAUCACAGCAUCCAUGACCAUCACACCAUAGCACCAUCACACCAUCGCACCAUCACACCAUAGCACCAUCACACCAUAGCACCAUCACACCAUAGCACCAUCACAGCAUCCAUGACCAUCACACCAUAGCACCAUCACAGCAUCCAUGACCAUCACACCAUAGCACCAUCACACCAUAGCACCAUCACACCAUCACACCAUCACAGCAUCCAUGACCAUCACACCAUAGCACCAUCACACCAUAGCACCAUCACACCAUAGCACCAUCACACCAUAGCACCAUCACAGCAUCCAUGACCAUCACACCAUAGCACCAUCACAGCAUCCAUGACCAUCACACCAUAGCACCAUCACAGCAUCCAUGACCAUCACACCAUCACACCAUCACAGCAUCCAUGACCAUCACACCAUAGCACCAUCACAGCAUCCAUGACCAUCACACCAUAGCACCAUCACACCAUAGCACCAUCACAGCAUCCAUGACCAUCACACCAUCACACCAUAGCACCAUCACAGCAUCCAUGACCAUCACACCAUAGCACCAUCACACCAUAGCACCAUCACAGCAUCCAUGACCAUCACACCAUAGCACCAUCACACCAUAGCACCAUCACAGCAUCCAUGACCAUCACACCAUAGCACCAUCACAGCAUCCAUGACCAUCACACCAUAGCACCAUCACACCAUCGCACCAUCACACCAUAGACCCAGAUUGAUUAGACAUGUGAUUGAAUAGUCAGAAAUGGAAGCCAUCAGGAUUGGUUGAGGGUCUCCUCACCUGUAUUUGUAGAGAGGCCAGAUCAGGGCUGAAGGUCAUCUGACCCAGACCUGACCCUGACUCCAUCCCCCCCACCUGGCAGAAGAAAGAGGGGUAGUAAAAUCAUACUAUUGAACCUUCAUUUAUCCAGGUAUGGCAGUUAACAACAAAUUCGUAUUUAUUUCAAUUUGAAUGCCAAUAAAGCUUUUUGGUUGAAAUGAGGUUUGAGGGUCAGUUAGUGUUACCCACCUGCACAGCCCCAGCCUGGUGUAGGGACUGUUGACCAGCCUGGUGUAGGGACUGUUGACCAGCCUGAUGUAGGGACUGUUGACCAGCCUGGUUUAGUGACUGUUGACCAGCCUGGUUUAGGGACUGUUGACCAGCCUGGUGUAGGGACUGUUGACCCGCCUGGUGUAGGGACUGUUGACCAGCCUGGUUUAGGGACUGUUGACCAGCCUGGUGUAGGGACUGUUGACCAGCCUGGUUUAGUGACUGUUGACCAGCCUGGUUUAGUGACUGUUGACCAGCCUGGUGUAGGGACUGUUGACCAGCCUGGUGUAGGGACUGUUGACCAGCCUGGUGUAGGGACUGUUGACCAGCCUGGUGUAGGGACUGUUGACCCGCCUGGUGUAGGGACUGUUGACCAGCCUGGUGUAGGGACUGUUGACCAGCCUGGUGUAGGGACUGUUGACCAGCCUGGUGUAGGGACUGUUGACCAGCCUGGUGUAGGGACUGUUGACCAGCCUGGUGUAGGGACUGUUGACCCGCCUGGUGUAGGGACUGUUGACCCGCCUGGUGUAGGGACUGUUGACCAGCCUGGUGUAGGGACUGUUGACCCGCCUGGUGUAGGGACUGUUGACCAGCCUGGUGUACUGACUGGUUAAGGCUAGCUGGAGCCAUGCCCCCCUGGUUCACCUGAACUCCUGACAACACGUCAUUGGAUGCUGAAGAGAGAGAGGGGAGUCAGAUCAGGAACACAUUUCACAGUAGUAAUGUUGUUUCUUUCUGACCUGUGGCAGGAGUCUUGACCAGCACAGACGUCUGAGGAGCAAGCAAGUCUUGUUGUUGACGACGAUGUUGUUGGGGUUGGCUUUGCUGCUGCUGCUGCUGGUUGGCCUGUAGUAGAACGUUCUGUUGGACCUGAGCGUGAAUAAAGAGAGAAAAUGGAUUAUUCGAAUACUUUGAUAAACACACAGGUAGCAGCAAAUCAAAACAUCUGAGCAGUGAGAAGUGAGGGAAUGUUAGGGUGGGUUCCUUCACACCUGGUGUAGUUUGUCCAGCAGUUGUUUCUGUUGUGGAGAGGGCUGAGCGAUGGUAGACAGCGUCUGGAGCUGAGCACCAACCAGUUGCAGAUGGUGCUGCUGCUCUGCUGUUAAGACCGGGAACUGCAGGGGGACCUGGGUCUUCACCACUCCACCCCCGGGGGCCCCCACCUGGCUAGCAGUGAACUGGAACCCUGCCAGAGGGGCCUGGAGGAUCUGUGGGGGUUUGGGGGAGCAGGAGGGAGGGGGGACGUCCGGUUGGUAGAGAGAAGGCUGGGAGGGGGGCCGGGGUAGGGGCUGGGGCUGGAGGUGUAUCUGUUGUUGUUGUUGUGGGGCAGGCUGGGAGGAGCCUGGGAUCUGGUUCUGGAUAAUUAACAUUGGGGGAAGAGAGGAGGGGGUGCAGGAUCGGGUGGGGGUCUGGGGCUGGGAGGGGGGCCAGGACUGGGGGGAGGGCUGGGGGCGGGGGGAGGGCUGGGGGCUGUCCGACAGAGAGAGGGCGGUGUGGGAGGCCAGGGGCUGGGAGGGGGACAGGCUCUGGGAGGGGGGCCAGGACUGGGAGGGGGACAGGCUCUGGGAGGGGGACAGGCUCUGGGAGGGGGACAGGCUCUGGAGCUUCAGUUGCUGCUGCUGGCCGGCCGCCUGGGGCAUCUGGUGUUAGAGGUCAAAACAGACAGGAAACACGUCAGACAGGAAACACAGAUACAAACAUGAUAUUAACGGUUCCAAAUAAUAUAAACUAUACUAGAUUUGACGAUAAUAAAACAUGUGGAACAGCAUUUUAACAGGACAGGCAGCUACAGGACAUCAAGCAAAAAACUACAAGCAGAAACAGAAGAUAACUUUCAGAGAGAACACAGGUUCAGACAGACCACUAAUAGUAAUAUUUAUAGCAGUAGUAGUAGUCAUGAAGUCAUAAAAGUGCUGAAAGGGAUAGCAUUCUGCCUGGUGUUUGGGAGAGUUGAAAAGGACUGGGGUGUAGAGGUCUGCAGCAGGACUGGGGGGGUGUACAGGACUGCAGCAGGACUGGGGGGGUUGGUUAGAGGUCUGCAGCAGGACUGGGGGGGGUGUACAGGACUGCGGCAGGACUGGGGGGGGGGGGGGUUGUAGAGGUCUGCAGCAGGACUGGGGGGGUGUAGAGGUCUGCAGCAGGACUGGGGGGGGGGGGUGUAGAGGUCUGCAGCAGGACUGGGGGGGGGGGUGUAGAGGUCUGCAGCAGGAUUGGGGGGGGGGGGGUGUGUAGAGGUCUGCAGCAGGACUGGGGGGGGGGGGUGUAGAGGUCUGCAGCAGGACUGGGGGGGGGGGGGGGGGGGGGUUGUACAGGACUGCAGCAGGACUGGGGGGGUGUACAGGUCUGCAGCAGGACUGGGGGGGUGUACAGGACUGCAGCAGGACUGGGGGGUGUAGAGGUCUGCAGCAGGACUGGGGGGUGUAGAGGUCUGCAGCAGGACUGGGGGGUGUACAGGACUGCAGCAGGACUGGGGGGGUGUACAGGACUGCAGCAGGACUGGGGGGGUGUACAGGACUGCAGCAGGACUGGGGGGGUGUAGAGGUCUGCAGCAGGACUGGGGGGGUGUACAGGACUGUAGUAAGACUGGGGGGGUGUAGAGGUCUGCAGCAGGACUGGGGGGGGUGUACAGGUCUGCAGUCCUGUGCAAAGCUGUCAUCAAGGCAAAGGGUGGCUAUUUGAAGAAUCUCAAAUAUAAAAUAUAUUUUGAUUUGUUGAACACUUUUUUGGUUACUACAUGAUUACAUAUGUGUUAUUUUUUUAGUUUUGAUGUCUUCACUAUUAUUCUACAAUGUAAAAAAUAGUAAAAAUAAAGAAAAACCUUUUAAUGAGUAGGUGUGUCCAAACUUUUGACCGGUUGUGUAUGUCAGGUCUAGUAGAUGGUUUACAACACGGGAAAUGUCAUUACAUCUACCAUGCUUCCACAACCAUAUUAUAUACCUGUACACCCUAAUAACCCACUAGACCCUAAUAACCCACUACACCCUAAUAACCCACCAGACCCUAAUAAGCCACUAGACCCUAAUAACCCACCAGACCCUAAUAACCCACCAGACCCUAAUAACCCACUAGACCCUAAUAACCCACCAGACCCUAAUAACCCACUAGACCCUAAUAACCCACUAGACCCUAAUAACCCACUAGACCCUAAUAACCCACUAGACCCUAAUAACCCACCCGACCCUAAUAACCCACUACACCCUAAUAACCCACCAGACCCUAAUAACCCACUACACCCUAAUAACCCACUAGACCCUAAUAACCCACUACACCCUAAUAACCCACUAGACCCUAAUAACCCACUACACCCUAAUAACCCACCAGACCCUAAUAACCCACUAGACCCUAAUAACCCACUAGACCCUAAUAACCCACCAGACCCUAAUAACCCACUAGACCCUAAUAACCCACUAGACCCUAAUAACCCACUAGACCCUAAUCAAUCAAUCAAUUUUAUUUUAUAUAGCCCUUCUUACAUCAGCUAAUAUCUCGAAGUGCUGUACAGAAACCCAGCCUAAAACCCCAAACAGCUAGUAAUGCAGGUGUAGAAGCACGGUGGCUAGGAAAAACUCCCUAGAAAGGCCAAAACCUAGGAAGAAACCUAGAGAGGAACCAGGCUAUGAGGGGUGGCCAGUCCUCUUCUGGCUGUGCCGGGUGGAGAUUAUAACAGAACCAUGCCAAGAUGUUCAAAAAUGUUCAUAAGUGACAAGCAUGGUCAAAUAAUAAUCAGGAAUAAAUCUCAGUUGGCUUUUCAUAGCCGAUCAUUAAGAGUUGAAAACAGCAGGUCUGGGACAGGUAGGGGUUCCAUAACCGCAGGCAGAACAGUUGAAACUGGAAUAGCAGCAAGGCCAGGCGGACUGGGGACAGCAAGGAGUCACCACGGCCGGUAGUCCCGACGUAUGGUCCUAGGGCUCAGGUCUCUCAGUUGGCUUUUCAUAGCCGAUCAUUAAGAGUUGAAAACAGCAGGUCUGGGACAGGUAGGGGUUUCGUAACCGCAGGCAGAACAGUUGAAACUGGAAUAGCAGCAAGGCCAGGCGGACUGGGGACAGCAAGGUGUCAUCAUGCCCGGUAGUCCUGACGUAUGGUCCUAGGGCUCAGGUUCUCAGAGAGAAAGAGAGAGAACGAGAGAAUUAGAGAGAGCAUACUUAAAUUCACACAGGACACUGGAUAAGACAGGAGAAGUACUCCAGGUAUAACCAACUAACCCCAGCCCCCCGACACAUAAACUACUGCAGCAUAAAUACUGGAGGCUGAGACAGGAGCGGUCCGGAGACACUGUGGCCCCAUCCGAAAGAAACCCCCGGACAGGGCCAAACAGGAAGGAUAUAACCCCACCCACUCUGCCAAAGCACAGCCCCCGCACCACUAGAGGGAUAUCCUCAACCACCAACUUACAAUCCUGAGACAAGGCCGAGUAUAGCCCACAGAGGUCUCCACCACAGCACAAACCAAGGGGGGGCGCCAACCCAGACAGGAAGAUCACGUCAGUAACUCAACCCACUCAAGUGACGCACCCCUCCUAGGGACGGCAUGAAAGAGCACCAGCAAGCCAGUGACUCAGCCCCUGUAACAGGGUUAGAGGCAGAGAACCCCAGUGGAGAGAGGGGAACCGGCCUGGCAGAGACAGCAAGGGCUGUUCGUUGCUCCAGAGCCUUUCCGUUCACCUUCACACUCCUGGGCCAGACUACACUCAAUCAUAUGACCUACUGAAGAGAUAAGUCUUCAGUAAAGACUUAAAGGUUGAGACCGAGUCUGCGUCUCUCACAUGGGUAGGCAGACUGUUCCAUAAAAAUGGAGAUCUAUAGGAGAAAGCCCUGCCUCCCGCUGUUUGCUUAGAAAUUCUAGGGACAAUUAGGAGGCCUGCGUCUUGUGACCGUAGCGUACGUAUUGGUAUGUACGGCAGGACCAACUCGGAAAGAUAGGUAGGAGCAAGCCCAUGUAACGCUUUAUAGGUUAACAGUAAAACCUUGAAAUCAGCCCUUGCCUUAACAGGAAGCCAGUGUAGGGAAGCUAGCACUGGAGUAAUAUGAUCAAAUUUCUUGGUUCUAGUCAGGAUUCUAGCAGCCGUAUUUAGCACUAACUGAAGUUUAUUUAGUGCUUUAUCCGGGUAGCCGGAAAGUAGAGCAUUGCAGUAGUCUAACCUAGAAGUAACAAAUGCAUGGAUUAAUUUUUCUGCAUCAUUUUUGGACAGAAAAUUUCUGAUUUUUGCAAUGUUACGUAGAUGGAAAAAAGCUGUCCUUGAAACAGUCUUGAUAUGAUCGUCAAAAGAGAGAUCAGGGUCAAGAGUAACGCCGAGGUCCUUCACAGUUUUAUUUGAGACGACUUUACAACCAUCAAGAUGAAUUGUCAGAUUUAACAGAAGAUCUCUUUGUUUCUUGGGACCUAGAACAAGCAUCUCUGUUUUGUCCGAGUUUAAAAGUAAAACGUUUUCAGCCAUCCACUUCCUUAUGUCUGAAACACAGGCUUCUAGCGAGGGCAAUUUUGGGGCUUCACCAUGUUUCAUUGAAAUGUACAGCUGUGUGUCAUCCGCAUAGCAGUGAAAGUUAACAUUAUGUUUUCGAAUAACAUCCCCAAGAGGUAAAAUAUAUAGUGAAAACAAUAGUGGUCCUAAAACGGAACCUUGAGGAACACCGAAAUGUACAGUUGAUUUGUCGGAGGACAGACCAUUCACAGAGACAAACUGAUAUCUUUCCGACAGGUAAGAUCUAAACCAGGCCAGAACUUGUCCGUGUAGACCAAUUUGGGUUUCCAGUCUCUCCAAAAGAAUGUGGUGAUCGAUGGUGUCAAAGGCAGCACUAAGGUCUAGUAGCACGAGGACAGAUGCAGAGCCUCGGUCUGAUGCCAUUAAAAGGUAAUUUACCACCUUCACAAGUGCAGUCUCAGUGCUAUGAUGGGGUCUAAAACCAGACUGAAGCAUUUCGUAUAUAUUGUUUGUCUUCAGAAAGGCAGUGAGUUGCUGCGCAACAGCUUUUUCUAAAAUGUUUGAGAGGAAUGGAAGAUUCGAUAUAGGCCGAUAGUUUUUUAUAUUUUCGGGGUCAAGGUUUGGCUUUUUCAAGAGAGGCUUUAUCACUGCCACUUUUAGUGAGUUUGGUACACAUCCGGUGGAUAGAGAGCUGUUUAUUAUGUUCAACAUAGGAGGGCCAAGCACAGGAAGCAGCUCCUUCAGCAGUUUAGUAGGAAUAGGAUCCAGUAUGCAGCUUGAAGGUUUAGAGGCCAUAAUUAUUUUCAUCAUUGUGUCAAGAGAUAUAGUACUAAAACACUUAAGUGUCUCUCCCGAUCCCAGGCCCUCGCAGAGCUGUGCAGAUCCAGGACAGCUAAGCCCUGGAGGAAUACGCAGAUUCAAAGAGGAGUCCGUAAUUUGCUUUCUAAUGGUCAUGAUCUUUUCCUCAAAGAAGUUCAUGAAUUUAUUACUGCUGAAGUGAAAGCCAUCCUCUCUUGGGGAAUGCUGCUUUUUAGUUAGCUUUGCAACAGUAUCAAAAAGAAAUUUUGGAUUGUUCUUAUUUCCCUCGAUUAAGUUGGAAAAGUAGGAUGAUCGAGCAGCAGUGAGGGCUCUUCGGUACUGCACGGUACUGUCUUUCCAAGCUAGUCGGAAGACUUCCAGUUUGGUGUGGCGCCAUUUCCGUUCCAAUUUCCUGGAAGCUUGCUUCAAAGCUCGGGUAUUUUCUGUAUACCAGGGAGCUAGUUUCUUAUGACAAAUGUUUUUAGGGGUGCAACUGCAUCUAGGGUAUUGCGCAAGGUUAAAUUGAGUUCCUCAGUUAAGUGGUUAACUGAUUUUUGUCCUCUGACGUCCUUGGGUAGGCAGAAGGAGUCUGGAAGGGCAUCAAGGAAUUUUUGUGUUGUCUGAGAAUUUAUAGCACGACUUUUGAUGCUCCUUGGUUGGGGUCUGAGCAGAUUAUUUGUUGCGAUUGCAAACGUAAUAAAAUGGUGGUCCGAUAGUCCAGGAUUUUGUGGAAAAACAUUAAGAUCUACAACAUUUAUUCCAUGGGACAAAACUAGGUCCAGAGUAUGACUGUGGCAGUGAGUAGGUCCAGAGACAUGUUGGACAAAACCCACUGAGUCGAUGAUGGCUCCGAAAGACUUUUGGAGUGGGUCUGUGGACUUCUCCAUGUGAAUAUUAAAAUCACCAAAAAUUAGAAUAUGAUCUGCUAUGACUACAAGGUCUGAUAGGAAUUCAGGAAACUCAGAGAGGAACGCUGUAUAUGGCCCAGGAGGCCUGUAAACAGUAGCUAUAAAAAGUGAUUGAGUAGGCUGCAUAGAUUUCAUGACUAGAAGCUCAAAAGAUGAAAACGCCAUUUUUUUUUUUGUAAAUUGAAAUUUGCUAUCGUAAAUGUUAGCAACACCUCCGCCUUUGCGGGAUGCACGGGGAAUAUGGUCACUAGUGUAACCAGGAGGUGAGGCCUCAUUUAACACAGCAAAUUCAUCAGGCUUAAGCCAUGUUUCAGUCAGGCCAAUCACAUCAAGAUUAUGAUCAGUGAUUAGUUCAUUGACUAUGACUGCCUUUGAAGUGAGGGAUCUAACAUUAAGUAACCCUAUUUUGAGAUGUGAGGUAUCACGAUCUCUUUCAAUAAUGGCAGGAAUGGAGGAGGUCUUUAUCCUAAUAAGAUUGCUAGGGUGAACACUGCCAUGUUUAGUUUUGCCCAACCUAGGUCGAGGCACAGACACAGUCUCAAUGGGUAUGGCUGAGCUGACUACACUGACUGUGCUAUUGGCAGACUCCACUAAGCUGGCAGGUUGGCUAACAGCCUGCUGCCUGGCCUGCACCCUAUUUCACUGUGGGGCUAGAGGAGUUAGAGCCGUAUCUAUGUUGGUAGAUAAGAGGAGAGCACCCCUCCAGCUAGGAUGGAGUCCGUCACUCCUCAGCAGGUCAGGCUUGAUCCUGUAACCCACCAGACCCUAAUAACCCACUAGACCCUAAUAACCCACUAGACUCUAAUAACCCACUAGACCCCAAUAACCCACUAGAACCUAAUAACCCACCAGACCCCAAUAACCCACCAGACCCUAAUAACCCACCAGACCCUAAUAACCCACCAUACCCUAAUAACCCACCAGACCCUAAUAACCCACUACACCCUAAUAACCCACUACACCCUAAUAACCCACUACACCCUAAUAACCCACUAGACCCUAAUAACCCACUACACCCUAUACAUAAUGACUGGACAGUACCAAAACAGACAGGCAGAAACACACUGAGUGGACACACUGGACAGUACCAACAGAGACAGGCAGAAACACACUGAGUGGACCCACUGGACAGAUCCAAGACAUGCAGUGCCAGUAGACAUGCUAUGCUUUCACAGCAUUAGAAACUAG
Messenger RNA from Coregonus sp. 'balchen', 30251 nucleotides. The record is from the annotation of a GenBank genome assembly. NCBI's taxonomy places the organism in Eukaryota, Metazoa, Chordata, Actinopteri, Salmoniformes, Salmonidae.